Symbiodinium sp. CCMP2592 is the source of this 5583-nucleotide messenger RNA. Lineage: Eukaryota; Dinophyceae; Suessiales; Symbiodiniaceae. The record is from the annotation of a GenBank genome assembly.
AUGAUCGGGAUCAUCCUCGCGGGGAUGAUCGCCGCCUCGGCCUUCCGUGUCCCCAAUAAGAGUGCAAGAGGUGGAAUUAUCCUGCUUGCGUUCAUCGUGCUGAUCUUGGGAUUCGCGAUGUCCUCCGUCCGCUAUGUGGGUGCGUCGUCGGUGGGUGUCGUCAAGAAGAAUGCACUGGGAUCGCCGCUCCCUCCUGGGAAGAUCCUCGCGACAGACAAUGAGAUGGGUAUCCAAGCCGAUGUCCUCGCGCCGGGUUGGCACCUCUGGUAUUGGCCCGUGCUCUACGACGUGGACACGCGUCCGCUGAUCGACAUCCCGGCUGACAAGAUCGGUCUAGUUGAAUCACGCGACGGGCUGCCGCUCGAUCCGGGACAGGUCUUUGCGCCAGAAGUCUCCAACGCGGAGUUCAAGCAGAUGGUGGAAGACCCCAAGUUCUUCCUGACCGAUGGUCAGGGACGCAAGGGUCCCCAGUCCAACAUCCUGACUCCUGGUAAGUACCGUCUGAAUCCUGAACUGUUCAUGGUCACGAUGGUGGACACCACUGAGGUCCCGCCGGCGACUGUUGCGGUGCUCAAGAGCAACUUUGGCGAUGAACCCACGCUCAACACUCCGGUCAGCGAGGGCGAUGAGCCGGUGAUCCUCGCGAAGUCUGGAGAGAAGGGCAUCCUCGCUGAGGCGCUCCAGCCCGGCAAGUAUCCGGUCAACACCAAGGCGUACUCCGUCGCGAUUGUCUCCACGCGCGAGACCAUCAUCCGCUUUACCGCUGGUGAAAAAGGUCUGCUCACGCAGAACGGCAUGAACCGAAGCGAAGCAAACGCGAACGAGCAGCGAGAGAUCACCGUCCGUACUUCCGACGGAUUUACCUUCCCGGUCGAUGUCCGCGUGGAAUACAAGAUCGAACCCAAAAACGCACCGAUCGUCGUCGCGAAGCUCGGCUCCGACAGCGCCCCGCUGCUCGCGAAGCUCAACUCGACCGUUCGUGCGAUCUUCCGCAACAACGCGGAGAACGUGAAGGCGCUGGACUAUGUGAACCAACGCUCGACGCAGGAAUCCCAGUCCCUCGCGAUGAUCGGGAAGGAAAUGGCGCGCUCCGGAGUCACCAUCACCGGCGUCCGCAUCGGUGAUGUCGGUGACGAGGAAACACUCGGACAGCUCCUCAACACCCAGCGUGAUCGAGAGAUCGCGGUCCAGGAACAAGAGACCUUCAAAGAGCAGCAGAAAGCGGCUGUCCAGCAGAAGGAACUCUCCAAGACGCUCCAGGAAGCCGAGGAAGAAAAACGACUCGCGACCGCGGCGUACGAGGUCCAGAUCGCAGAGCAAGACCAGCUCAAGCGCAUCAUCCAAGCGAAGGCCGAAGCCGAGGCAAUCCAGAUCGAGGCACAGGCGCAGGCAAACGCGUACAAGCUCAUCGCGGAUCAGAUCGGGAAAGCGAACGCCGCGAUGAUCGAGGUGCUCCGCGUUAUCGGCGAGAAGGGCAUCGAGAUCACACCACGCGUGAUGGUCUCCAACGGCAGCGGCUCCGAUGGCAACGGCGAAACGGUCGCGCUCAUCGGCACGAUGCUUGACCAGAUGGUCAAGGAACGCGUCGGACCGGGCCGGGCGCUCGAAGCGUACAAAGCCGUGUUCCGUGAUGGAGUGACGCACUCGGCGCCCGCGAAGAUCACGCUGCCUGAGAUCGUCAAACGCCACGAGGAACCGGUUAACGAGGGGACGACGAUCAAGUUCGUCCAGCGCCUCCACAAUCCAGAGCAUCGACUCUCGCAUCGCGGGAUCGACUUCGACGACAUCGAGUCCGUCAUCAUCCCGAUGCUCGGGAGGUCUGGGAAGAAAACCCACACGCUGUGCGUGAGUUCGCAGGUCGGUUGCGCGAUGGGGUGCGAUUUCUGCGAAACAGCGCAGAUGGGACUGAUCCGCUCGCUCUCUGCGAGCGAGAUCGUCGCGCAGUGGUGGGCGGCGCGGUUCAUCGAAGGUAUCGAGAUCGACAAUAUUGUGUUUAUGGGGAUGGGAGAGCCGCUGGAUAAUCUCGACGAGGUGUUUGCUGCGAUCGAGUGUCUGACCGAUCGCUACGGUAUCGGCAUCCCGAUGGCAAGCAUCACCAUUUCGACUGUUGGUCGCGUCGAUGGUCUCCGUCGCAUCAAGGAUCAGGUACAGCGAGAAGGAUGGAAGCGCUUGGGACUCGCGCUCUCGCUCAACGCGUCCAACGACGAGGUCCGCUCACAGCUCAUGCCGAUCAACAACAAGUGGGACAUGCAAGAGCUCCAGAACAUCCUCCAAGAACUCAGAGAAGUCCGAGGCGGGCGCAAGAUCAUGAUCGAGUAUGUCCUCAUCCCGGGAGUCAACGAUGCGAUCGAGCACGCCGACGAGCUGGCGCGGUGGAUGAAGCCAUUCCUCAAAGACCCCACUCGCGAGAAAGCGAAGGGGCACGGCGGGCUUCUCAACGUCAUCCCCUACAACCCACGGAGAGACUCCCCCUGGCCCGCUCCGACUGAGACGCAGGUUGACCGCUUCGUCGAUCGCCUGAUCACCCAAGGCGUGUUCGUGAAUCGGCGGAAAACCAAAGGGCGCGAUACGAUGGCCGCGUGCGGACAGCUUGGGACCGCGGAGAUCCGCAAGCGUGCGUUUGUGCCGAUGACUGUCGAAUCCGAAGCCUCACAGGGCAAUCAAUCUUCAUCUAAGCAUACCGAAAGUGAUCGUUCAUCUAUUCGACUGAACGCACUCGGCGAGCAUCGUCACGCACUCUUUGGAAACCAGGUAGAGAUCUACUUCGACGAGUAUCUUCGACCGCCGCUGCCCUCAAGUGAGCACGCGAUCAAUGGGGAUGUGCGCAUCAUCCAAGAAUCCAACUCGAUUCCGAAGCUGCCGGUGAUAUUGCUUCACGGUUCGCCUGGAAAUGGGGGAAACUUCCAGACUCUCGCACCGAUGAUCCAACUAUCCGGACGCAGAGUCGUCGUGCCGGAUCUUCCUGGAUCAGGAAUGAGUAAUUGGGCGCCGGACAUGUCGUAUGUUUCGCAAGCCCGGUAUAUGUCCAAUCUGAUGGACCACCUCAACAUCGAUCGUGUCCAUGUUGUCGGCUGGUCCUCCGGCGGUGGUGUCGCACUGGAAAUGGCGCACCAGUUCCCUCAUCGAAUCGCGUCGAUCACACUGCUCGCUUCGAUAGGGGCGCAGGAGACCGAGGGAAGCGGAUCGUACUUCUUUGAGCACGUGAAAUACGCGGUGGGAUUAGCUGGAUUGGGAGUUGGUCCGGAACUCAUUCCGCACUUCGGAUACCUGGGGACAUACAAAGAGCGAGCGGGAUGGCUCAAAGCGUUCUGGGACUCGGACCAGCGCGAGCUGACGCGGAUCAUGCCGAGCAUCGAGACUCCGACGCUCAUCCUGCACGGACGUGAUGAUCCGCUCGUCGCGGCGAGUGGCGCGGAGAAGCACCACGAAAUGAUGCCGACCUCUCGACUCGUCAUGCUCGACGCGUCGCACUUCCUGCCGUUCAUGCAGGCACAGGAGACGGCGGGGUAUCUCAACGAAUUCUUCGAUCGUCACGAUGCGCCUGGAGUAGAACCACAAACGGAUUACCUGAACCUCGCGCCCGUCCCGACACGCCACGGCGGUGAUGCACUGCUCCACUGGAUCGGCUCGUUGGUUAAAUCCAUCCCGUGGUGGUUGCAACUCAUUGGGUUGAUCGUCCUGACCAGAUACCUGCCUCAUGUCACCAUAGUGCUUGCGGCAAUCAUGGUCGUGAUGAUGCGGAUCGAUCUCGCGGUCGCGAUCCUCGGACUGCUCGUCGGACGCACGUGGUGGCUCGUUCGUGGCGCUAAUGCACUCGAACGUCCGCUCGGUGCGUGGAGAUGGGUCAGGGGGAUCCUGUUUGUGGUUCCCGCGAUGCUUGUUGGGAUGAUCGUCGCGGGAUGGGCCGUGGGUCUGAGCGAGCGUGUUGGGGUUGUUGGGCUGGCGCUGGGGUGCGUCAUGACGCUGGUAGUCGUGCACGGCUUGCGCCUCAUCAUCACUUGGGGAGGACGCCAACGCAUCAAGGGCUGGUUCCGACGCGCGACGAAUCAUGAGUACUGGCCGAGGGUGAUCAUCUAUAUGCCGGUCCUCUGGUGGGGUGUCAAACGCAUGAUCCGGCGCGGACUCCAACCACUCACCGCGGUCAAUCCCGGAUACUCCUACGACGGCGGCGUGCAAGGCGAAUCCAAGAUCGAUCUCAACACCAAGCUCGGGGACGGCGACGAUCCCGAAGAGUCCGUCCUCCACUGCGUGCUUAUCGACAAAUCUACUGCAGACGCUCGCACGCAAGCGGCGCUGAGCGCGAUCGAAGACGACGCUGAACUCGGGGGAUUCCCGAUCAUCGCCAAACCUGAUGAGGGCGAGCAAGGCCGCGGCGUCAAGUUGCUCAAGACCAUUGAUGACGUGCGCGGAUACUGCGAGUUUUCAGGAGAGCCGUUCGUGCUCCAGGAGUUCCAUCCCGGUCCCCACGAGCUUGGGGUGCUGUGGAUGCGACACGAGGAAGCGAUCCGCGAUCCAGACUAUGACGGCCCGAGCGGGUAUAUCUACGCGAUCACCAUCAAGCACUUCCCAACCCUGCGAGGUGACGGCAAGCACACGCUCCGCAAGCUCAUCCUCUCGCACAAGCGCCACCGCGCUCAGCCGAGCGUGUUCUUCGAGCACAACAAGACGCGCCUCAACUGGGUUCCGGAUAAAGGACAGAAGGUCCGUCUCGGGAUCGCGGGCAACCACGCGCAAGGCGCGAAGUUCACCGACGGCGAGCAUCUCAUCACCCCAGAACUCACCGAUCGGAUCAACCAGAUCAUCAACGGCUUCGAUCAACGCGCCGGCAGCGGGUUUGACAUCGGUCGAUUCGAUCUCCGCUGCGCCUCGCUUGAUGAGCUCGCGCAAGGGAAAGGGUUCGGGAUCGUCGAACUCAACGGACUCACCAGUGAGCCGACCAAUCUGUACGAUCCCAAGCGUUCACUGUUCUGGGCAUGGCGCGUCCUGCUGGGACACUGGACACAACUGGAAAGACUCGCCGAAGCACGCAUCGCGACCAAGACCGGCGAGCCCGUCGAUGAUCGCACGUGGGACCGCAUCCGCAACGUCCCUCGUCCAACGCGCGCGGUCGUGGAUCCGUCCCACCCCGCCGGCCCAGAGUUCCAUGUGCAUCGCGUGAUUCAGUUUACUGAUCACUUCCGAUGCCUUGUUCAGCAGCGCCUCGCGGGACUCGAUGGGCUGGGACUGAUCGCUGAUCCACGCGCCGAGUCUGGACUCCAAUCGACGCGACGCGAAGUAGCGAUCCGAUUCUUCCUCGCUCGCGUGGACGAUAGGGCCGCGGAUCCGGACCUGUCUUUCGUACUGAUCCCAGUGGAAGACCACAGCAGCGAAUGGGUUUGCUUCGAGCUGCUUACCCUUCGCGCCGUUGUAGUUGGUGUAGAAGACAAUCGAUCCGUUGCCGGGUUCAAUUUCUUUGCACAGGACGAUCCGAGCAUCGGGGAAGCCGUCGUCGUGGAGGGUGGAGAGGGUCAUCGCGUUGGUGUUGGGGGUGACCCGCUCUUCCCACGCUUGGUCGAACCACUGCUUGAAGAUGGGGAAUGGUGA